Molecule: messenger RNA, 2046 nt
Organism: Capra hircus (goat)
Lineage: Eukaryota; Metazoa; Chordata; Mammalia; Artiodactyla; Bovidae
Gene: OMD
Product: osteomodulin
Exons: 3
Coding region: 146-1408 (420 amino acids)
Molecular function (GO): protein binding
Source: RefSeq, a predicted model, not a curated record
GGACAGCCCUGCCUGAACACAACAGUUACUGUGGAUUUUUAAGAGACUCAGUUUAAGAAUUCAGGAAUUUCUGAUUCAUUCACAGGAUUUGCAAAUUCAUCAGCCCCUGAAAACUAAAGCAAAUUCAACAGGACAAAAAAGGAACAUGGGCUUUUCAAGUUCAGUAUGUGUCCUUUUCUUCUUUCUUGGAGUCAAAGUAUAUUGCCAAUAUGAAAGUUAUCAAUGGGAUGAAGAUUAUGACCAAGAACCAGAUGAUGUCUACCAAACGGAAUUCCAAUUAAAUAUAAACUAUGAAGCUCCAUUUCAUCAGCAUACUUUAGGUUGUGCCAGUGAAUGCUUCUGUCCACCUAACUUUCCAUCAUCAAUGUACUGUGAUAAUCGCAAAUUAAAGACUAUCCCAAAUAUUCCAGCACACAUUCAGCAAGUCUAUCUUCAGUUUAAUGAAAUUGAGGCUGUGACUGCAGAUUCAUUUAUCAAUGCCACUCAUCUUAAAGAAAUCAACCUCAGCCACAACAAAAUUAAAUCUCAAAAGAUUGAUCAUGGUGUGUUUGCUAAAUUGUCAAAUCUACUACAGCUUCACCUACAGCACAACAAUUUAGAAGACUUUCCGUUUCCUCUUCCUAAGUCUUUGGAAAGGAUUUUUCUAGGUUACAAUGAAAUCUCCAGACUGCAGACAAAUGCUGUGAGUGGGCUUGUAAACUUGACCAUGCUUGAUCUCUGUUUUAAUAAAAUUGAUGAUUCUAUGUUACAAGAAAAAGCACUUGCCAAAAUGGAAAAAUUAAUGCAGCUCAAUCUAUGUAAUAAUAGAUUAGAAUCAAUGCCUCCUGGUUUGCCUUCUUCACUUAUGUAUCUGUCUUUAGAAAAUAAUUCAAUAUCUUCUAUACCAGAAAAUUACUUCAACGAACUUCCGAAACUUCAUGCGCUAAGAAUAUCACACAACAAACUACAAGACAUUCCAUAUAAUAUUUUUAAUCUUUCCAGCCUUAUAGAGCUCAAUGUUGGACACAACAAACUGAAGCAAGCAUUCUAUAUUCCAAGGAAUUUACAACACCUAUACCUAGAAAAUAAUGAAAUUGAAAAUGUCAAUGUCACAGUGAUGUGUCCAUCAGUUGAUCCACUACAUUACCACCAUUUAACAUACAUUCGUGUAGAUCAAAAUAAGCUGAAAGCACCAAUAAGCUCAUACAUUUUCUCCUGCUUCCCUCAUAUACACACUAUUUACUAUGGUGAACAACAAAGUACUAAUGGUCAAAAGAUACAACUGAAGACCCAAGUUUUCAGGAGAUUUCAAGAUGAUGGUGACAGUGAAGAUCAUGAUGAUCAUCAUGAAGGCCCAGAAGGAGAAGGAACAGAAGAAAACAUUGAUGCUCACUAUUAUGGAAGUCAAGAAUGGCAAGAAACUAAAUAGGUAUACAUUUAUAACUUCAUAAGAUCUUAUUAUUCAAUAUAAAUUUAGCUAAAUAUGCAUAGCUCAUAGUAAUAUGGUUAGAAUUGAGUACUCAGCAUACUAAGAUCAGACUGAAUUUCGGUUGUUGAUAACAUCUGCAUCAUUAUAUAGGAUUAGAAUUCCCUCAAAAUGAUACAAAUCUUGUAGAAAUAUAAAUUAGAAUGACAAAACUACACUUUGAACAUAAAAUUAUCAUGUUGAGAAAAAAAAAGUAUGCUCAUUUAUAUUAACAAUAAUUUUUCUAAAAAUGAUGAAAGAAGUAGCAUUAGAAACUAAAAACUGUAAACCAUGCACUUUAAAUCACUAUGAGUAUAGUGUUUAAAUGCCAAGAGGUUAUAUUAAUGUAAUAGGCAGCAACUCAUUUAAGGAAUAGACGAUUUCCUUUGAUUUAAUCUCCAGAAAAGCUUUCAUAUCAUCACCAUGACAGCUACCCACCCUGGUCCUACCACUUAGAGCACAGAAUGAUAGUUUUGAUUUUCAAAAGAGGUUAUCUUAACUAAGGAUCCAAGGCACACAAAUUUAUGAAAUCAACUAGUCUUACUUUUUUGUUGUUUGUUUUAAAUUUAUUUUUUUUUUAUUGAAGGAUAAUUGCUUUACAG